AUCACGUGAGGAACAAAAAGUCAGCAGAUCGAUCAAAAUAAGUUUCGUCUCCAUCGGAAAAACCGAAAAUUAAACAAUUUUCCUGUAAUUUUUCAUCAUCUGACUUUUCCGACAAACUCACAGCACAAUGCGCUACACAUUGGGAUACACAUUCGCGGGAUCCGUCGUUUCGCUCAGCUCAAUUGCCAUCUUGUAUCAUGUCCUUACGGGAAAAGGCGAACGUGUAAGUGUCGGAUGGUUUUUGGAGGAAACAUCGCCUUAUAUGUGGGCAACUUUGGGCAUUUCUCUCGCCGUUGCAUUGUCAGUUGUUGGAGCAGCUCUCGGAAUUCACACAACGGGCGUCAGUAUUGUCGGCGGAGGCGUGAAAGCUCCUCGCAUCAAGACGAAAAAUUUGAUUUCCGUCAUUUUCUGCGAAGCUGUUGCCAUUUACGGGCUCAUUACAGCAAUUGUGUUGUCUGGCAUGUUGGAGCAAUUUGACGAAUCACUUUUUGUCGAAAAACCCCAACUCAAGGCAACGAAUUGGAUGGCAGGAUAUGUCAUGUUCGGCGCUGGAUUGUCCGUAGGAUUGGUUAAUUUGUUCUGCGGUAUUGCUGUUGGCGUUGUUGGAUCAGGAGCUGCGCUUGCUGAUGCCGCAAACGCUGCACUUUUCGUCAAAAUCUUGAUUGUCGAGAUUUUCGGAUCUGCUAUCGGAUUAUUUGGACUCAUCGUUGGCAUUUAUAUGACGAGUAAAGUCAAGAUGGGCAACGAAGGCAAGUAAGAAGAGACCAAAAGACGAGAAAAAUAGUCAAAAAAGCUUAUGUUGUAUUAUAAUUAAAUAUUGUUACUACCUAAUAUCAAAUAUCAAUCAUCAGAGAAAAAGUAUUCCAGUUAAUGUGUGCGAAGAAUUCAUUAUUUUAUUCGAAAAUGUACUAUAAUAUUCGAGUCUAAAUAUAAAAGAUAAAAAUAAAGUUGAUGUACAUAUUUA
This is a messenger RNA of Culicoides brevitarsis, 964 nucleotides long. It is a transcript of the gene VhaPPA1-1, whose product is annotated as V-type proton ATPase 21 kDa proteolipid subunit c''. Bases 128 to 757 code for a protein of 209 amino acids. Gene Ontology annotation, cellular component: proton-transporting V-type ATPase, V0 domain; membrane. Gene Ontology annotation, molecular function: proton-transporting ATPase activity, rotational mechanism. The transcript has a single exon. Gene Ontology annotation, biological process: proton transmembrane transport. The record is from RefSeq and is a predicted model, not a curated record. NCBI's taxonomy places the organism in Eukaryota, Metazoa, Arthropoda, Insecta, Diptera, Ceratopogonidae.